AUGAAACGUAGUAACAAUAACGGUAAUCAAAGUUACAAUAAUAUUAAAAAAGCAAGGCAUAAUCCAAAUAAUAGUAGCGACAAUGUUCCUUUAGCAGGAGCUACGCCAAGAUUAAACCAGCCCAUAAAUCAAUUUUCAAAAGCGGAUGAUGCUAAUAUCAACAUUACUAAAAAUCUUAUUGGUCGAACUGUAUGUCUUAGAAAUUUACCAUCAGAUGCAGAAGCUCAUAAACUUAUAAAUCAAAUCAAAGUUGGUCCAUUAGAGUCCGUCAGAUUCCGUCCUGAGAAUUCUUAUGCUUUGAUUUCCUUUAUGAGUGCCGAUCUUGCAAAAACAUUCUAUGAUGAAGUAAUGACCAAACUAUUUUUUUAUGAAGGUCAAGAACUUAGAGCUAGUUGGGGUGAACCAUCGGCUAUACCUGAAAGGGUUCAAUUAGCUAUGAAUGAAAAAAAAGUUUCACGUAAUGUUUUCCUAAAGAAUUUGGAUGGUUCAUUCACUGAAGAGACUUUAUAUAGAGAUUUGGCUGAAUAUGGUUCUAUUGAUACUGUGGAAGUUGUCAAAAAAGGAAAGAUUGGAUAUGUUCAUUUCUUGAAUAUUUCAAAUGCUGUUAAAGCGGUUACAUUGCUACCAUCAAACCCUGCAUAUGAAAGGGUUAAAAUUGGUUAUGCUAAAGACAGAUGUGCAAGAUAUAUGAAAAACCCUCCUUCAAGAAGAUCAAUCGCUCUUCAAGGCUUUGGAAAUGCUGCUGCAUUAGAAUAUAACAUGGCAACUCGUGAUUCUUAUCCCAAUGCUACAACAACUCAUAAUUCUUAUCUUAAUGCUACAACAACUCAUAAUUCUUAUCUUAAUGCUACAACAACUCAUAAUUCUUAUCUUAAUGCUAUGUCAGCUCAUAAUCCUUAUCUUAAUACUACGUCAGCUCGCAAUCCUUAUCUUAAUGCUACAUCAGCUUGCAAUCCUUAUCUUAAUGCUAUGUCAUCUGCAUGUACUUUAUUUCGCAAAGUAGAUGAUUCUAACAAAAAUCAGGACACCUUAAUUGUUGAAAAUAUUGCAGGGGCCAUUAAAAAUGUUGGAAACCGAACUAUUUAUCUUGGAAAUCUUCAUCCUGAGACCACAUGUGAAGAUCUUUGUAAUGUUAUUCGUGGUGGUAUUCUUCAACAUAUUCGAUUUAUCCCAGGAAGACAUGUUGCAUUUGUUACUUUCAUUGAUCCAAAUAGUGCAUCGAAUUUUAUGGUUUUGGCACGAAAAGUAGUGAAUACCAGACGUGCUUCUCGUAAUAUUUAUAUUGGAAAACUUGACGAACAAGUGACUGAGGAAAAACUGCGCAAAGACUUUGAAGAGUAUGGCAAAACAGAAUUUAUCAAUCUUGUCAAAGAAUCAUCAUGUGGAUUUGUGAACUUUAUGUCUAUUAGUUCUGCAAUUAAUGCAAUGGAACAUAUUCCAAGAAGAGAUGAUUACAAAAAUUGUUAUAUUAAUUAUGGAAAAGAUCGGUGUGGUAAUGCACCAAAAAAUGAUUUAGAAUUAGAAUAG
Entrophospora sp. SA101 is the source of this 1527-nucleotide messenger RNA. The record is from the annotation of a GenBank genome assembly. NCBI's taxonomy places the organism in Eukaryota, Fungi, Glomeromycota, Glomeromycetes, Entrophosporales, Entrophosporaceae.